Messenger RNA from Linepithema humile (Argentine ant), 893 nucleotides. NCBI's taxonomy places the organism in Eukaryota, Metazoa, Arthropoda, Insecta, Hymenoptera, Formicidae. The record is from RefSeq and is a predicted model, not a curated record.
GAUCGAGUAUACAAAACAAAAGAAAUUUGAUACAUUUGUAUAUUCUAAGCAAAUUCUUCUUUUAGCGCUUUUAUUUAUCAACUAGUGCACAUAAAUAAGUAUUACGAUGCUUCGAGACGAUGUAUAGAGUAACAUAUUUUUUCAAAUUGUCGCAAACGUCAAAAUAAAGGUUAUCAGAAUUAUUUAAAAUCUGGAGUGCCAAACGAGACAAGAUGUUUCUACUAGGAUUAACGAAGAGUAAGAAGUUAUAGAAUGCGUUACAAUUUUUAACAUUAUGAUUAACAAACAUUAUUAACAAACAAUCAUGCGAUUGACUCACGUAACAUAUUAUCGAACGCAUAUUUAUCGUUACAGCAAAUUAGACGAGCCGAUAACGCGCCGGGAUGGGGACGACGACGAUUUUUCAUUAGUAACCGUAACGAGCACUUCUUUCCAAGAGAGUUUCGGCAGCACCUUUACUGGAUCUGUUUACACUGCGAAUUGGGAGGAAAAAUUCGCAUGUCGCGCAUUACAGAGGCGGGGUCGAGUAUUCAGCUAUCGAAAGAGAAAAACUUACGUCGGUGAUGGAAUUUUUAGCGCACCGGCCGGUGUCUGUCCACACCGCGUUACUUCAUCCAUUAUUCGCCGUGAUACAGGCGAUUCCCGACUCGUGUUCGUUUGGCCGCAGAAGGUCAGCAAAAGCCGACUCUCGAAUGUCUUCACGCCCUUAUUGCGCAGUGUUCUGGUUGGAUUGUUGCUCGUAGACGCUCUUCACUUGUGGCCUGGAGAAUUUCUACCCACAUCUCUUCCGUCUACCAUGCCAAUUACCUUGCCGCCUGUCAAAUGCAAUAUCAUUGAGCCACGCUGGUUCGACAAUAACUGAGCCUUAAUUAGCCCCUUCAUCUUGUUUAUAU